Messenger RNA from Fonsecaea monophora, 750 nucleotides. RefSeq lists its product as hypothetical. The record is from RefSeq and is a predicted model, not a curated record. Gene Ontology annotation, biological process: regulation of DNA-templated transcription. The transcript is spliced from 3 exons. Bases 1 to 750 code for a protein of 249 amino acids. Gene Ontology annotation, molecular function: DNA-binding transcription factor activity, RNA polymerase II-specific; zinc ion binding. NCBI's taxonomy places the organism in Eukaryota, Fungi, Ascomycota, Eurotiomycetes, Chaetothyriales, Herpotrichiellaceae.
AUGGCAUACCAGAUGGAGUGGGCGGACAGCUACCGCUUCGCUCCGUCCGGUCCCAUGCCGCUCUCAAAUUACCCAAAGUCAAUCAUUGGGUUCUCGGAUGCCAUGUUCGCCGCGCCAGAGCCAGAGGCACAUGCAUACUUCAGGGUGUCAAAAAGGAAAGCCAGCACUGCAUGUGAGGCAUGUAAAGUGGCCAAGAGAAAGUGUGAAGGCGGCCCGCCAUGCUCCAGCUGUGUCAAAGCGGGAACCGCCUGCGACCACGAUUUCAUGAGAGACGGACGACGACAGUGGAAAGUCUUUGAGAAGGGGCGAAAGGCGCGCCUCUUUGACGUGCUGGUCGGUUGGAUGAGGAGAGCAGAGCCGUCGACCGCCCUCGUCUUGUUCCAGAAGGUCAAGGACUCGUGGUCGGAGGAUGAGGUCCUCGAUUUUUUGGAGACCGUCUGCUCAUCAGUGUCCAGCGGCGGUCCGGCGGGGUCCGACGACGACCGCGCAAAAGAUGCGAUGCGUACGGGAGCGAAGACGCCGGUCGCUACAGUGCUCAUGAUUCCCGGGACUGAUCUUUGUGAUGCCGAUUCAUACGAUCAAGGUCUAGCUGGGUACGUGGUAUCUUCACCUUGGGAUAUCGACCGACCGUUCUGGAUGUUGCUCGAGUUUAGCCUAAAAGGGAAAGGUGGCUGCGCAGGUCCGCAACAGCUUUCCAUGAAGGUGCUCCAGUACAGUAUAUUUGACGAUAUCAACACCGCGAGAUUGUAA